UAUUCAUAAUAUUUUUCCUCUUGUUCUUGAACUCUUUCUAAACUCCGAUGUCUUUCCCUCAUUUCCAUCCAUGGCUUCCCAUCUUCCUCGUCCUCUCUUCACUUUUCAUCCUCCUAAAAUGGAAAGCAGCUGCAAACAGAAGACAUGGUAAUUUUCCUCCAAGCCCACCAAAGCUUCCAAUCAUUGGAAACAUGCAUCAACUUGGCAAGCUCCCACACGAAUCCCUAUGGCGCCUCUCUCAGCUUUACGGUCCCAUUAUGAGUCUUAGCCUAGGUCGUAGAGAAACCAUCAUCAUAUCAUCUGCCGAGACUGCUCGUGCCAUCUUGAAAACCCACGAUCUUCAAAGUUGCAGUAGACCACAAACCCAAGCUACAAAAAAAUUUACUUAUAAUUUUCUUGAUAUUGGGUUUUCGCCUUAUAGUGAUUACUGGAGAGAGAUACGCAAAAUUUGUAUGCAAGAGUUGUUUAGUAUGAAGAGGGUGAUAUCUUACGAACCCAUUAGAGAUCAAGAAGUUGGUUUAUUUAUUCAAUCGAUUUCGAAAUUUGCUUCUUGUGGAGAUGUUGUUGAUCUUACUCAAAAAUUAUUUGCUUUCACUCGUGGUAUUAUUUUUAGAAUUGCUUUUGGGGGAAAGAGGUUUGAAGGGAAUGUAUUUCAUGAGCUUGUGAGUGAAGCUAUCGCAUUGUUGGGAAGUUAUAGUGCUACUGAGCUUUUUCCUGUUCCUUUUAUUGGGAAAACCAUUGAUUGGUUCAGUGGACGAGAAGCUAAAUUUGAGAGAGUUUUUAAUGAGAUCAACUCUCUGUUUCAAGAGGUAAUUGAUGAACACCUUCAUCCCGAGAGGCCUAAACCAGAACAAGACGAUAUUAUUGAUGUGCUUUUGACUAUUAGUAAAAAGCAAGUUGAAUCUUGUACUAUUGUCAUUACCCAUGAAAACAUCAAAGCUAUUCUUUUGAACAUAUUUUUAGCAGGAAUAGACACUAGCUCAGUUGCAGUAGUCUGGGCAAUGGCAGAACUCACGAAGAACCCAAAAUUGAUGAAGAAAGCUCAAGAAGAAAUCAGACACUAUGUGGGAAACAAACGAAAGGUAACAGAGAGGGACAUAGAAGAGCUUCCAUAUCUGAAAAUGAUAGUGAAAGAGACACUAAGACUACAUCCACCAGGACCUCUUCUUAUUCCAAGAGAAAUCAUCUCCCAUUUCAAAAUUGAAGGCUACGAUUUUUACCCAAAAACAAUGGUUCAAGUGAACGUUUGGGCAAUUGGACGAGACCCCACAUGUUGGACCGACCCAGAAGAAUUCAUUCCAGAGAGAUUUUCAGAGAGCUCGAUUGAUUACAAAGGACAACAUUUUGAGUUCUUGCCGUUUGGGGCUGGUCGGAGGAUGUGCCCGGGGUUAAAUAUGGGGGUGAAAACUGUGCAGUUGGCUUUAGCGAAUCUUUUGUACCAUUUUGAUUGGAAGCUGCCGAAUGGGAUGAAGGAGGAGGAGUUGGACAUGGAAGAGAAUUCGGGUUUGAGUCUCACCCUCCACAAAAAGUUGCCUCUCAAGCUUGUACCAAUUUUAUACCAUCCAUGAGUAGUUUUAUGGCUUAGGCUAAUAAUGGGUAUUUUUAUAUGUAAUAUAUUAAUGUUUAAACU
Messenger RNA from Cucurbita pepo subsp. pepo (vegetable marrow), 1630 nucleotides. The record is from RefSeq and is a predicted model, not a curated record. NCBI's taxonomy places the organism in Eukaryota, Viridiplantae, Streptophyta, Magnoliopsida, Cucurbitales, Cucurbitaceae.